AUGUUUGGGUCCAGGGUCCAGGAUGAGGUGGAGAUGCAGAGGAGGCCUAACAACAGGAUCUUUCCUGAUGAGAGACAAAAUCAAUCUAAGCCAUUAUAUCAAACUGCACGGGCCGACAGAUUUGGUGCAAAUAGAAUGGAUCUGAAGAAUCCUGAGAAGCUUAAGGUGUUAAAUGAAGGCAACAAACCGUGGCACCAGCGUAUUCUAGACCCUGGGAGUAAUAUUGUACUGGGAUGGAACAGGGUGUACCUUGUGGCAUGUUUGUUUGCUCUUUUCAUAGAUCCUUUUUUCUAUUACCUUCCAUUGAUUAGACAAAAUGGCAAUUUAUCUUCAUGUGUUGCCAAGGACCAGGGACUGAGCAUAAGAAUCACUGUCCUACGAUCACUUGCUGACUUAUUUUACAUGUUGAACAUAGCAAUCAAGUUUCAUACUGCAUAUGUGGAUCCAAAGUCCAGAGUCCUCGGAAAGGGAGAGCUUGUUGUGGAUAUUAAGAAGAUUCAACGAAGAUAUAUAAGAACUGAUUUCUUUGUAGACAUACUUGCAGCUGUGCCACUUCCACAGGUUACUGUAUGGUUAAUUAUGCCUGCGAUAAAAAGCUCAGAUUAUAACAUCCGAAACACUACAUUUGCUCUUGUAAUUGUGAUUCAGUAUGUCAUAAGAAUGUAUCUCAUCAUCCCUUUAAGCAAUCAGAUUAUCAAAGCUGUUGGAGUAGUUGCAAAGUCAGCUUGGGGGGGAGCAGCAUACAAUCUUCUGCUCUACAUGCUUGCAAGCCAUAUUACUGGUGCAAUAUAUUAUCUUCUCUCCAUUGAACGGCAGAUUACAUGCUGGGAUCAGCAGUGCGUUGCUGAGUACAAUGAUAAACAUUGCAACUUGAGAUUUAUAAGUUGUGAGAAUAAUGGUUCUAAUGAUUAUUCUGUGUGGGCAAAUAACACAAGUAUAUUUGUCAACUGUGAUGCCAAUAAUCCUAAUUUAUCAUUUAAGUAUGGGAUGUUUUCUAGUGCACUGAGUAAAGGCGCUGUCUCAUCUCCAUUCCUUGAGAAGUACUUCUUUUGUCUAUGGUGGGGUUUGCUGCAGCUUAGUUCAAGCGGGAAUCCUCUCGUGACAAGUGCAUUUAUCACAGAGAACUUAUUUGCUAUAGCAAUUGGCGCUAUCAGUCUCAUACUCUUUGCUCAGUUGAUUGGCAAGAUGCAGACAUACCUGCAGUCUAUCAGUAAAAGGCUUGAAGAGUGGAGGCUGAGGCAAAGGGACAUGGAUGAGUGGAUGAGACACCAUCAACUCCCAUCUCAUCUUCAAGAACGUGUCCGGCGGUUUGUUCAAGUUAAAUGGCUUGCUACAAGAGGAGUAGAAGAAGAGUCCAUCUUGCAAGCUUUGCCUGCUGACAUACGUCGGGAUGUGCAGCGUCAUCUUUGUUUGGACCUUGUUAGACGUGUACCCUUUUUCUCUGAGAUGGAUGACCAACUUCUUGAUGCCAUCUGUGAGCGGCUGGUGUCUUUCCUGUGUCCUGAAAAUACAUACAUCUCCCGCGAGGGUGAUCCUGUGAAUGAGAUGCUUUUUAUCAUACGUGGGAAACUAGAGAGCUCAACAACAAAUGGUGGCCGUAGCAACUUCUUCAACUCUAUCAUCCUGCGCCCUGGUGAUUUCGCAGGUGAAGAGCUGCUCACUUGGGCCCUACUUCCAAAGACCAAUGUCCACUUCCCACUUUCAACAAGGACUGUACGGAGCCUCACAGAGGUGGAAGCCUUCGCUCUGCGAGCUGAAGACCUGAAGUUUGUCGCAAACCAGUUCAGAAGGCUUCACAGCAAGAAGCUCCAGCACACAUUCCGGUUCUACUCCCAUCACUGGAGGACCUGGGCUGCCUGCUUCAUCCAAGCUGCAUGGCGGCAGCACCAGAGAAGGAAGCUGGCUGAGAGCCUCAGCCGAUGGGAGUCAUACUCAUGGUGGUCAGAGGAUCACCCAACUGGUGAUAUACCCAGACAGGAGGGCACCUCAAGCGGCGGCACAAGGACGAUUGCUGAAGGUGCCAUUGCCCAUAUGCAUAAGCUUGCCUCUGCUUCCAGAAGGUUCCGCACCGAGGACAUUGCUAUUUGCAGGUUGCAGAAGCCUGAUGAGCCUGAUUUCUCCGCAGACCAUUUUGAUUGA
Messenger RNA from Miscanthus lutarioriparius, 2139 nucleotides. The record is from the annotation of a GenBank genome assembly. Lineage: Eukaryota; Viridiplantae; Streptophyta; Magnoliopsida; Poales; Poaceae.